CCCCCGUGCGGCCACGAUUGGUGGAGUCGUGGUCGUGGUGAGCAGCCGGUAGAAGAAGAAGACGGCACUCGUAGCCAUGGCUACGGGAUCACGGGAGUGUGGGACUUCCCCACGGACGUCCUGGUUGAGAUCCUCCUGCGGCUCCCGCCGACCUCCCUGUGCCGGGCCCGCCUCGUGUGUCGGCUCUGGCGCGACGUGGUCAGCGACUGCACCACGGAGAUGCAGAGCCGCGCCAAGGCCCUCCUCUGGAAUCCGAACACUUGCGUCGCCUAUGUCGUCGACGACCUGUCCACGGGGACCUGCAGAGAGCUGUGGAGGCGGCGCGACGGUGGAAACGACGGGGACGUGCAGCUGGUGGGCACGUGCAACGGCCUGCUCUGCCUGUGCGACGACAAGGAGAUAGGUGGCGUUAUCACCCUGGUCAACCCAGCCACCGGCGAGACGCUGCCCCUCCCACCCUUGCCGUGUGCCGGCCGGUUCAUCGGCCUCCACCACCGGAAUAUGUGGCACUCGGCGUACAGCUUCGCAUGCCACCCGACGUCGGGGCGGUACAAGGUGGUGCACGUCCCGUGCAUCUUUGGCCAUGUGUGUGAGUUCGUCGGCAUGCGUGUUCUCACGCUCGGCCAAAUGUCGUGGCGGGAGGUGCCCAUGGCGUGUGGGUUAUGGAGGAGGAGGGACGCCGAUGGAGCCGCCGGUAUAGUCUCAGAGGGCAGUGCGUCCCGCGGCCACACUUCGUGCACGGCAAGUAUGUGCUGACGCGGCAGCGGACGUCGGUGUACGGGCACUACAGGCGGAAAGGCUCCUUGUUACCCGGCGAUGUCGUACGGGUCAGCCGAGUAAUGCUAUACGUACGGGCAUGUUUUACAAAAACAGCCUACGGACUCAGUACACAGGAACAGAAACGUGGUCCGGAUUUCAAAGGAGACACCAGAAUUUAGCCAACCAACACAAAACACGUAUGUCCGUAGGUCUCUCCGUAACCUCACAGUCCGUAACUCUAGGAUUAUUGGGGUCAGCCACCGGGACGAGGGUACGCUCGUCGGCAAGCUACAACCCAACUGCUUCUUGUACAGCCAAAAUCUUACCUUCGCCUAUGUCAAGACAACAGAACCACUAAGUAUUUACAUGGCCAAUUAAUCAGUUAUAUUUUUUCACUUUUGCUA
Molecule: messenger RNA, 1163 nt
Organism: Lolium perenne
Lineage: Eukaryota; Viridiplantae; Streptophyta; Magnoliopsida; Poales; Poaceae
Product: F-box protein At3g07870-like
Molecular function (GO): protein binding
Source: RefSeq, a predicted model, not a curated record